AUGUCAUUUGAUUAUAGUACUUCUGGAGGUUGGUAAAUACUGUACUGAUGUGACAAAAAUCAUUUUGCUUUAGAGUACUAAAUGAUAUUAGAUGCCGACAUAAAGAAACUAUAGUUUUGUUAAUUUCCUGUAAAAAAUGGCGGGUUUUUUAUGUCGGCACUUAUUGAAACAGACUAGACUAGGAUUAAUACUAUAUUAAUCAAGAAAGUCCCAACAUUAGGUAUUAAAGAGCUAGAAGAUUAAAAGAAGAAGACAAAGCAGAAGAAGAAGAAGAAGACGAAGAAGAAGGAGAAGAAAAAGAAGACGAAGACAACGACGAAGACGAAGAAGAACAAAAAAAGAAGAAAAAGAAGAAGAAGAAGACGAAAAAGAAGAAGAAAAAGAAGAAGAAGAAGCUUGAAAUCGUGUUCAAGUAUAAUAUUUUUAGUAUAUCGCAAACAAGUGAACCAAAGCCAUGUAUUCGCGUAAAUUACAGUAAGCUUUGGCGCUAA
Messenger RNA from Bursaphelenchus okinawaensis, 491 nucleotides. The record is from the annotation of a GenBank genome assembly. NCBI's taxonomy places the organism in Eukaryota, Metazoa, Nematoda, Chromadorea, Rhabditida, Aphelenchoididae.